AUGCAAACUGAGCAUGUACAAACUGAGCCUAUACAAACUGAGCCUAUACAAACUGAGCCUAUACAAACAGAGCCCAUACAAACUGAACCCAUACAAACUGAGUCUAUACAAACAGAACAUACACAAACUAAGCCCAUACAAACUGAACCCAUACAAACUGAGCCCAUACAAACUGAGCCUAUACAAACUGAGCCUAUACAAACAGAGCCCAUACAAACUGAACCCAUACAAACUGAGCCUAUACAAACUGAGCCUAUACAAACUGAGCCUGUACAAACUGAGCCUAUACAAACUGAGCCCAAACAAACUAAGCCCAUGCAAACUGAACCCAUACAAUCUGAACCCAUACAAACUGAGUCUAUACAAACAGAACCUACACAAACUAAGCCCAUACAAACUGAACCCAUACAAACUGAACCCAUACAAACUGAGCCCAUACAAACUGAGCCUAUACAAACUGAGCCUAUACAAACAGAGCCCAUACAAACUGAACCCAUACAAACUGAGUCUAUACAAACUGAGCCUAUACAAACUGAGCCUGUACAAACUGAGCCUAUACAAACUGAGCCCAAACAAACUAAGCCCAUGCAAACUGAACCCAUACAAUCUGAGCCUAUGCAAACUGAGCCUAUACAUACUGAGCCUAUACAAACUGAGCCUAUGCAAACUGAGCCUAUACAAACUGAGUCUAUACAAACGAAACCUACACAAACUAAGCCCAUACAAACUGAACCCAUACAAACUGAGCCCAUACAAAUUGAGCCUAUACAAACUGAGCCUAUACAAACUGAACAUAUACAAACUGAACCUACACAACAAGAACCUAUACAAACUGAACCUAUACAAACUGAACCUAUACAAACUGAGCCAUUACAAACUGAGCAUAUACAAACUGAGCGCAUACAAACUUUUACCUACGACACGUAUUGUUUUGUGUCCUCCAAUUCCUGUCUAUAA
Molecule: messenger RNA, 957 nt
Organism: Bombina bombina (fire-bellied toad)
Lineage: Eukaryota; Metazoa; Chordata; Amphibia; Anura; Bombinatoridae
Exons: 1
Coding region: 1-957 (318 amino acids)
Biological process (GO): leukocyte tethering or rolling; hemopoiesis
Cellular component (GO): plasma membrane
Source: RefSeq, a predicted model, not a curated record